Molecule: messenger RNA, 1215 nt
Organism: Mya arenaria
Lineage: Eukaryota; Metazoa; Mollusca; Bivalvia; Myida; Myidae
Product: protein ARV1-like
Exons: 6
Coding region: 47-772 (241 amino acids)
Biological process (GO): sterol metabolic process; regulation of plasma membrane sterol distribution; intracellular sterol transport
Cellular component (GO): Golgi apparatus; cortical endoplasmic reticulum
Source: RefSeq, a predicted model, not a curated record
UGUUGAGUGUUGUCUGCAGCCGUAUCAAACAAAUCCCAUUUUAUUGAUGUUGAGGAAACUAAAUAUGAAAUACGUUUGUAUCACAUGUGGAAAUAAUUCAGAUAAGCUGUAUCAUGAUUACAAGGGCGGCAUUAUCAAAAUUUCGAUUUGUGAGAAAUGCGGCAACGUAGUGGACAAAUACAUAGAACAUGAUCUGGUGAUUGUCAGUCUAGAUGCGUUGUUGUUAAAGAGACAGGCAUUCAGACAUGUGCUUAUCAACAGUGGCAUUGAGUCUCACUGGAAAUUCUGUCUGGUAUUGCUGUUAUGUGAGGCCGUGACGAAACUGUUAAGACAGACCAGUGUAAACCGGGAACCAGAAUGGCCACCAGAAAAUGUUCUGUACUCAGCCCUUGAAGUAGACCUGUACUGGAACUUUGUGUCUUCAGCUGUUGAAUUGUUCUGUUUCCUGAUUAUUGUUGUGGCUAUGAUGUGUAUAUUCAAAAAGGUUUCUUCUAGCAAUGAAUGGCCAAGCGCGCACACAUUCUUGUGUGGAAUAUUGCUGUCGAUGUUCGGAAAGAUGUUUGUCCUGCCCGCUAUUCUGUGGGGUCACAAGUACAGUGCGGUAUAUACCUUGCUGUGUGACGUCUUUACAGCUGCUGCAAAUAUACAGGCAGUGAGAGUGUUGUGUCCAAAAUGGAACAUUGUUGGCUUAACCGUAUCAGUCGUGAUGGGACAUUUAGUGGUAUAUUUUGUGUCAAAGGAACUUCAGCAGUUUUCAUUGGUCGAUACAUGAGGAAUAGUUUCUCGUCAUAUGAAUAACUUUGCCAUAAUAAUAUAUAGAAGGUGCAGUCAGUGUGGUCUAGUGUAAAAGGUGACUGCCUCUCAAAGAUUUUGGCUGUUUGUUGAAGCCGAAACAGGGCCACAUUCUCUUGGCCUCUUAAGAAGGACACCAAUUCCGUUUCUUUACCAAGAUCAAGAGCACAUUCAAGCUAAAAUAGAGAAGUAUAAACUUGAUUAUCUAAGCUAAUCAACAUUAGCUUAUGAAAAUCAGACAAAAUGGAUGAUCAUCAAUAAUUGGAGAGGUCAUUUUCGAUCAAUUAAUUAACAGUGUCAUAAUCGGAACUGAAUCGUGGGUUCCAAUUUAUUUGCAUGCAACCGACUCGAGAUAGAAAAAUCCUUGAUAACAAUUUUGUGUCGUGUGUUAAAUGUGGAUAAAUUUGAUCAAUAAAAUAUAUA